This is a messenger RNA of Microtus oregoni (creeping vole), 404 nucleotides long. RefSeq names its product 60S ribosomal protein L27a-like. The coding region runs from base 1 to 360 and encodes 119 amino acids. Gene Ontology annotation, biological process: translation. NCBI's taxonomy places the organism in Eukaryota, Metazoa, Chordata, Mammalia, Rodentia, Cricetidae. Gene Ontology annotation, cellular component: cytosolic large ribosomal subunit; ribosome. The transcript has a single exon. The record is from RefSeq and is a predicted model, not a curated record. Gene Ontology annotation, molecular function: structural constituent of ribosome.
AUGCGGCCAUGGCCGUGGCUCACGUGGCCCUGGAGUUUCCGGGUCUUCCUCAGUCUGGAUGGCAUGGCAAUGGCAGAAAUUGGGAUGAGGCAUUACCACUUAAAGAGGAACCAGAGCUUCGGCCCGAUUGUCAACCUGGAUAAACUGUGGACGCUGGUCAGUGAGCAGACCCGGGUCAACGCUGCCAAGAACAAGACUGGAGUUGCUUUCAUCAUUGAUGUCGUGCGAUCGGGCUACUACAAAGUUCUGGGGAAGGGAAAUCUCCCUAAGCAGCCUGUCAUCGUGAAAGCCAAAUUUUUCAGCAGAAGAGCUGAAGAGAAGAUAAAGGGUGUUGGAGGUGCCUGUGUUCUGGUGGCUUGAAGCCACUCAGGGAGGCCAAUUAAAUGCUAACACUUUCAAAAAAA